UCUCAAAAAAUCAUCUAGCCGCUUUCGUUUAUUGUUGGGGCGACACCAAACUUAGAUGUGCUCAUACUAGCUACUUUUGUAAGUCAUCAUCAUAACUUGGGGAGUACUCUAAUAGUACGACUGCUAUCAUCAUACCCAGAAACCGUCGAUAUAUAUAUACUACUAUCACCAACUAUAGGCAAACCUUCGUUGUCAAGCAAUGAAGCCCUCGUUGUGCAAGACACUACAAUGCUGUCAAAGUGAGAUCACUGCCUCCUCAUUUACGUCAAAAAAUACAUGCGCAAACAUAUUUCACAGACUAGUAUUGCGGUUGAGUCUAAGGUCACUUAUUUGUACCGACCCGCCCAAUCCCCAUAAGUCAGGACUUACGAGCGCUAGAUGGUCAUUGGUGGUAUAUCAAGCACAAAUGCAAUCAUUUAUGACCGUAGUCUCGAAUGAUCCCACCUGGUGGCCAUCCAUCAAUUCAUAUCGUGUUUCCAGCUAUUUCAUAGUUGCUGCCUAUGUCGGGGUAAUAUACGAUUGGGCACUCACGUUUGGACAAGAGGUUGAACUGAUCUUGAGGCAACGCUGGUCCCUGACGACCGUCCUGUAUGUCAUUGUGCGCUAUGGUGGAGUAUUUUAUGCUGUGAUGACCAUAUCGUUUGCUGUUCCAACAUUUUCAACGACAGAUGCAGUGCGCCUUGUGAUAAACGAUACACUUGCUUGGAUGAAUGAUGUUGGAAAUGCAAUACUGGGCGUCAUCAUGAUCUUUCGGUUACACGCAAUGUAUCAGCAAUCUAGAAAGAUGCUGAUAUUUCUCGUUGUGGUCUUUUUGGCCAUCAGAAUAGCCCUCGAAGUGAUGACCUUAAUGAUAAUAAUGAAGAUUUCAGGGGAGGAACUCGUUCUCUCUGGUACCCAUCAGUGCAUGAUUGACUAUGCGGGAGAUUCCCUAUUUCUGGCUUCCGUUACAUGGAUACUUGGUACUGUAUGGGAGGUCCUUUCACUGUGUCUUGCAGCCUGGAUUGCUGUCAAACACUUCCGUGAACUGCGACGAAACCCAACAAGAAGUAUUAUCGGAGACUGUUACACGGUGUUAAUGCAAACUCACGUUAGUUACUUUGCGAGCUUUGUUGCAGUUUCUUCGUUUCAAAUGAGUCAUUUUUCUCCAGUAAUCUUCACGAACGGAUAUUCCCUGGAAGAUCAGCUUUAUACUGGGUUCGUGCAAAUCUUGGAACCCGUGCAGGUAUUCAUACUGGGACCACGCCUCAUCCUUAACAUUCGAGAAUAUCAUGCUAAGCUAGUGGCUGACUCUGAUGCAGCAACCGCUAUGACUUCAAUUGCUUUCGAAGAGCGUGUCCAUGUGGAAACUAGCUAUAGCGUGUAGUAUGGGCGAUGCUCGACGUGACUUACAAUCGGCGGGUAUUCUGUAGGGAGCGUGUUCUAUCUUAAUUUAUUCCCAAGUUUCGUCGUGGUACUUAUUUCAGGUUGUUUCAUGUUGCAAAAUAUAUUUGAAAGAAACAUAGCCCUAGACAAUGUUGCCGCUGGCGUCAGCUGCCUGGGCUCGUACCACAUUGCAUGCUGAAACGUCUAAUAAAUUUACCUGAAAACAGUCAUUCCCUUUCAUCGGUGUGGCGAUAUUGAUUCCUGACUUAUAGAUUUGUUAGAAUAAGCAAGCUAAACGCUGG
This is a messenger RNA of Suillus plorans, 1664 nucleotides long. RefSeq lists its product as uncharacterized. The record is from RefSeq and is a predicted model, not a curated record. The transcript has 16 exons. NCBI's taxonomy places the organism in Eukaryota, Fungi, Basidiomycota, Agaricomycetes, Boletales, Suillaceae. Bases 200 to 1363 code for a protein of 387 amino acids.